Messenger RNA from Amphiprion ocellaris (clown anemonefish), 3477 nucleotides. RefSeq names its product atrial natriuretic peptide receptor 1-like. Bases 78 to 2741 code for a protein of 887 amino acids. Gene Ontology annotation, molecular function: guanylate cyclase activity; ATP binding; peptide receptor activity. Gene Ontology annotation, biological process: cGMP biosynthetic process; receptor guanylyl cyclase signaling pathway; intracellular signal transduction. The transcript is spliced from 23 exons. The record is from RefSeq and is a predicted model, not a curated record. NCBI's taxonomy places the organism in Eukaryota, Metazoa, Chordata, Actinopteri, Pomacentridae.
UAAAAAGAGGAAAAAUCUGCCGUUUGACUUAGAAAUGAUGCAGUUCAGUACCAGCAGCCACCAGCAGGGGGCGGUAGAUGUUCACACUGAGUUCAUCACCUCCUCUCUGUCUUCAGUCAUCAGCUGCAGUUUAUUUAUUCAUUCAUUCAUUCGUCCAUCAGUCCGUCAACAUGGAGAAACUGCAGCUGCUGAUCUGGGUUUGUGUUUUUGUCGGUCCGACUUGUUGUUGGCACGACUUGGACAACAGCGAGUACGACUGCUGGCCUCUGGACCGACCCAACGAGAACAACAUGAUCGACUGUGGAGGUCUGGAGAUGUCCUGGGUGGUUCGUCCUCCUGAACUGGUCAAAAGUGGAGAAGUUUUUAGCGUCACGUAUUCAGUCACAGCUCAGGAUUCUUUCUACAGCUGGGCUGUUCAGAACCACAUCUUCACCCAGAGCUCCAUAACGAACGCUGUAGAAGCUCGGAGGUUCUGCGAACAUCACGACUGUCCGAGCAACUGGAAGGAUGCAAACGGAGAAAACUGCUGCAUCCAUCACGCCAACAUCCACUCCUGUCCUCUGGGACACAUGACGUCUGAAAGCAUCUGUGGUCCCUGGAUUCCUGACGAUGGAAAAAUCUUCACCCACACCAUCUCCACAUCUGGAAAGAUGACUCAGACCAACUGGACGGCAAAGGUGGUUUUGUUCCACGCCGGUUUAACUUCGCUCAUCGCUCACAUACGAGUCGGUCGAAUGCAGGUUGCUCUUGAGGCUAAAAGCACCGUCCUGCCGGCUGUAGUCUGCGGCGAUGGCGUCUGUGAGGAGGCGGAGCUUUGUUCCACCUGUCCGGCCGACUGCGGUGAAUGUCCGAUGACGGCGGCCACCAAACUGGCCAUCGGCCUGCCGCUCAGCCUGCUUUGCCUCUCCUUCAUACUGACCGCUGUGUGGCUCAGAUACCAGAAGGAGAAGCUGCUCUGGGACGAAAGCUGGAUCAUCGACUUCUCUACCAUAAAACAAGACCAGGAGGCUCAUAUGACCAUGGGCAGCAUCAUGAGCAUCCCGGUGGCGAACAGCGACAGUAACACCAGCUGUGUCACUGCUCUAAGCUCCUGCACCGGCCAACCAGGAACCAGGAAAACUCUGUUCACCUGCACCGGCAUCUACGACGGCCGGACAGUUGCCAUCAAGAGGAUUCAGACUAAGACUUUCUCUCUGUCCAAAACCAUCCGACAGGAAGUCAAACAAGUCAGGGAGCUUGACCAUCCCAACCUGUGCAAGUUCAUUGGCGGUUGUGUCGAGGUGCCUGAUGUCGCCAUAGUAACGGAGUACUGCCCGAAGGGAAGCCUUAACGACGUCCUGCUUAACGAGGAGAUUCCUCUGAACUGGGGCUUCAGGUUUUCCUUCGCCACCGACAUCGCCAGAGGGAUGUCGUACCUCCACCAGCACCGGCUCUGUCACGGCCGACUCAAGUCUCUGAACUGUGUCUUAGACGACCGCUGGGUCUGUAAAAUAACAGAUUAUGGGCUGAGGAUGUACCGCAGGGACGAUGGGGCGGAGCCUCUAUCCACCUAUCAGCAGAGGCUCCUGGAGGUUUACAUGCCACCUGAGUUUCAGAACUCCAACAUGGAGCCGACGCUGGCUGGAGACGUGUUCAGUUAUUCCAUCAUCCUGCUGGAGAUAGCAACUCGCAGCAACCCAGUCCCAGUGGAGGAGUCCAACCUGGAGUGUUCCUGGUGUCCUCCUCUACCUGAGCUGAUCUCCAGUAAAGCCGACAGCACCUGUCCCUGUCCCUCUGACUAUGUGGAGCUGAUCCGGCGAUGUCGCUCUCAUAACCCCGCCCACCGGCCCACAUUUGAACAAAUCAGGAAGUUUGUUCACCGGAUCAACCCGAUCAAAGUCAGCCCGGUGGACAUGAUGAUGAAUCUGAUGGAGAAGUACAGUAAACAUCUGGAGGUGCUGGUGGCCGAACGGACUCAGGAUCUGACGCAUGAAAAGCAGAAAACUGACCGGCUGCUGUACAGUAUGCUUCCUAAGCAGGUGGCCGACGACCUCCGUCAGGGGAAACCGAUGCAGGCUCAGAGCUACGUCAGCGCCACCGUCUUCUUCAGCGACAUCGUGGGCUUCACCCAGCUGUCUAGCAGCAGCACUCCUUACCAGGUGGUCGACUUCCUCAACAAGCUCUACACCACGUUCGACGACAUCAUCGACAACUACGACGUCUACAAGGUGGAAACCAUCGGAGACGCCUACAUGGUGGUCUCCGGGGUUCCGCGGGUCAACGGGAUCCUUCAUGCCUCCCAGAUCGCCAGCAUGGCUCUGGACCUGGUGGGCGUCUGCAGAACCUUCCGGAUCCCCCACAAACCCAACACUCAGCUGCAGAUCCGGGCCGGGAUCCACUCUGGUCCAGUUGUGGCUGGAGUGGUAGGAACCAAGAUGCCUCGGUACUGUCUGUUUGGAGACACGGUGAACACGGCGUCUAGGAUGGAGUCCAACAGCGUCGCUCUGAAGAUCCAGUGCAGCUGCAGCACCUUCUACCUGCUGGAGGAGAUCGGAGGAUACGUGCUGGAGUGUAGAGGAACGCUGCAGGUCAAGGGUAAAGGCGACAUGGUGACCUACUGGCUGGAGGGGACGAAGACGUCUCUGGCCUCCAGGGAGACGACCAGACCCGUCGCCAUGGAAACGGAGGCGGAGAAGGAGGCGGAGCUCCAGCCGUCGGUGCCUGGUUUCCUUGGCGACGACCUGCUGCUGGACCAAUCCUGAUCCAGAACGUCGUCACAUGACCUCCAGAGAAACAGAAGAAAGAACGUUUCCGGCAGAUUCUCAGAGAAACUCAGUUUAACCGAAACGUUUCCGGUUUAACGUCAGAAAUGAUCCUGCUGGAGUCAAACGAAACGACUCAAAACAAAGAAAACAUCUUUCAAAAUGUCAAGUAGAAAACUGUCCAAAAUUAAUCUUAAAAAACAACUUGUCCAAAAAUUACUGCAAAUUGUCAACAUGUAAAAAAAAACAAAAUCACAAAAAUAUACAUUAAAUAUUCGACGAAAUGACACAAAAUAACUCACAUAUAAAUAGUUAAAAAUGUAGAAAAUUUGUCCAAAAUCGAUAUUUUUUAACUUUUUGAUUUAUUUCAGACAUACUAGAAUACAAUAAAGGCUAAAAAAAAAGAGAAAAUAAAUCACAACAAAUAAAAAAAAGGCAAAAAGGAGGAAAAAAAUCUCACAGUAAUAACUCCAAAAAGUGUCUAAAAAAUGUAAAUGAGUCGAAACCACAUAAACAUGAAGACAAAUCUGUUAAAUGACUGAAAUAAUCUAAAACAUGAAACCAAACAAAGUAGAUGAACAUGAUCGGUGUGAAGUCAAGAGUUUCUAACGUUGAUUAUAAUAAAUCACAAAGUUGCCGUUUGGUGUUUUCAGGUUUUUGUCUUUCAUGUGAAGUUUUGUGACGUUUUUAUCUCCAGUCUGUUGACGACCAAUAAAUAAAAUCUGUGUUUAUUGAG